ACUCUUUAAACUUUAUUUCUAACAUUAGGGACUCAUUGUGUCUCUUCUUUUGUCCCUACAGGUUUGCUGUGUGUGUGUGUGUGUGUGUGUGUGUGUGUGGCCUUGUGCUGCUGGUUUCUCAGGAUGCCAAACCCAGAUCACUGAAUCCUUCCUGAUGCUUCUUCAGCACCAUGAGUAACAACAGAACUACCAGGUACAGCAUUGUUUCUCCUGAUGAAGAAAGGCUGAAGAUCUCGACUCUCAGGCUACACAACGGCCACAGCUCGCCCGGGAGUGCCAUAAGCAGCGCCAUGAGCAAUGCCAUUGGUGCCUACAACAUGGCGAACACCUUCAAUGGGAAAAUCUCCACGAGAGGGCGUGGUCAAGUCCGGAGCCGCUUCGUAAAAAAAAACGGCCAGUGUAACGUUGUUUUCUCCAACUUAGAGGACAAACCGCAGCGCUACCUGGCUGAUAUAUUUACAACCUGUGUGGACAUCCGCUGGCGCUACCUCCUGCUCAUCUUCUGUGCAACAUUUAUAGUGUCAUGGCUGAUUUUCGGAUUGAUUUUCUACAGUGUGGCCCUCACACAUGGAGAUUUCAACCCCAAUCGUCAUUUGAGGGGGCAAUCCGGGGCAGGAGCACCAGGUGAGGAGCAUCAGAAGGAGUGGAAACCAUGUUUGCUCCACGUGGAAGGUUUCCUUGGUGCCUUCCUGUUUUCAAUCGAGACUCAAACAACGAUUGGAUACGGCUGGCGUUGCGUCACCGAGGAGUGUCCGGUUGCUGUGGCAACAGUGGUAGUCCAGUCCAUCUUGGGAUGCAUUAUUGACUCGUUCAUGAUCGGUACCAUCAUGGCCAAGAUGGCGCGACCCAAGAAGCGAAACCAGACACUACUGUUUUCCCAAAAUGCCGUUAUAGCGCUGCGAGACGGGAAACUGUGCCUCAUGUGGCGUGUCGGAAAUCUUCGGAAAAGCCACAUCGUUGAAGCUCAUGUCCGAGCACAGCUAAUUAAACCCAGAAUGACUGAGGAAGGCGAAUUUAUCCCACUGGAGCAAACAGACCUGAAUGUGGGUUAUGAUGAAGGAACUGACCGCCUUUUCCUCGUCUCACCUUUGGUCAUCGUCCACGAAAUUGACGAGGACUCGCCACUUUGGGCCAUGAGCCGCUCUGAUCUGGAAAACAAUGUCUUUGAGAUUGUUGUGAUUCUUGAGGGAAUGGUAGAAGCCACUGCUAUGACGACGCAAGCAAGAAGCUCAUACCUCUCCCACGAGAUCCUUUGGGGUCAUCGGUUUGAGCCGGUUGUGUAUGAAGAUCAAGAUCGCUACCAAGUGGAUUACGCUCGCUUCCACAAGACCUACGAAGUUCCCUUGACUCCAUCAUGCAGUGCAAAGGAGCUCAGUCAGUUAGCAAGUCAUCACUCAUCCAAAGCAUCGUCACAAUCCGGGACGCCAGCAAGUCGCAGGACCCAUUUUCUGCGAACUCCAUGCUCGCCCAGCGCAUUCUGUUAUGAGAAUGAAGUGGCUUUGUACUCUGGGGAAGAGGAUGAUGAAGGGAUAAAUAGGAAUAAUGUGGAGGAAGGUCUGACAACACUAGACACGGAUCUGCCAGGACUAACCACGACUGGCAUUCAACCAGAAUUCCAGAAAAUGUACCAGGAUCCUCCUGCAGUAACUUCUGGAAGCAAUGUCCUCUGUGUGCUGGACAUGGACAAUCAGAUAGAGUUUGAUAUUCUUCAGACGUCCAUUCCUCUUGAUCCUCUGACAUACAAGAGUGAAUCAGAGAUAUAAUACUUUGGGAUUGCAGGUGACUGGAGCUGUUCCACAACCUCCUCUCGCUUUAGAAUGGUGAACUAAAAUAAAGUUGAUCAAGGGAAACAGGAUUAAGGGUUACCACUCUGGAAUUUUGCACAAUUUCCUGAGAUUUGGAUUUGUUGGUAAACUGUAUAUAGGGACAAUCUGCCUGCUUUUGAGUUUCUUUAUGAGGACAUGACAAUCUUUUUAUGAGAAAUUGUGACAAUCUUGUGAUCCUGAAGGUCUGCAAAGUCAUUUCAGUUGUUUAUCUGAAUAGGGAUAAUGAAAACAAACAAAUACACAUAAACAACACCAAAAGUGGAAGAACAUCUAACUUCAACUAAUAACAUUGGAUAGAUUAGAGUUAUCCACACCUGGGGCAUCAUAACCAUUCAUACGUGCCACGUACAUUUAUUAAUAUAAAAUAUACUUACAUUAAUUUGUUUAUAAGACCAUUACAUCACUUUCUCUCACCAGAUAGUUUAACCUGUGGCUCAUGAAAACGCCGCCUUUCGCCUUUGUUCAGUUCACUAACACUAUCGAAAACUCAGCUAGCAUAGAAAACUGGUUCCAUCUGUGAUAGCAUAGAGAACAGGCUAAUGCUAAACUAGCAUUGUACUAAACAGGCUAACACUGAGCUAACCUUGUAAUAAACAUGCUAAACAACUGACUUCAUGGUAUAAAUAAAUAUGUACAAAUAAACCUUAAAUUAUAA
Molecule: messenger RNA, 2481 nt
Organism: Clarias gariepinus (North African catfish)
Lineage: Eukaryota; Metazoa; Chordata; Actinopteri; Siluriformes; Clariidae
Gene: kcnj4
Product: potassium inwardly rectifying channel subfamily J member 4
Exons: 2
Coding region: 171-1763 (530 amino acids)
Biological process (GO): regulation of monoatomic ion transmembrane transport; potassium ion import across plasma membrane
Cellular component (GO): plasma membrane
Molecular function (GO): inward rectifier potassium channel activity
Source: RefSeq, a predicted model, not a curated record